Messenger RNA from Etheostoma cragini (Arkansas darter), 1327 nucleotides. Its product is annotated as transcription termination factor 1, mitochondrial. Gene Ontology annotation, cellular component: mitochondrial matrix. The coding region runs from base 149 to 1312 and encodes 387 amino acids. Lineage: Eukaryota; Metazoa; Chordata; Actinopteri; Perciformes; Percidae. Gene Ontology annotation, molecular function: double-stranded DNA binding. The transcript is spliced from 3 exons. Gene Ontology annotation, biological process: termination of mitochondrial transcription; regulation of DNA-templated transcription. The record is from RefSeq and is a predicted model, not a curated record.
CGUUUCCGCUUGGAAGAUGCAUGUUGAUUUCGGCUGUCAAAUAUCCCUCGCGAGCAUGCGAGUGGCCAAGAGCCGCUAAAGCUAUGCACAUAUGUCUAUAUGGUCCACUAAAACUGGCUGUAAUGUUACAGUGUAGCCCUCAUUAAAAAUGGCAGCAAUUGCUGGAGCGAGGGCUCUUCUCAGCCUCCGUCGAUCAGAGACGCUUCAGCGCAGCUUUGGGUUAAUUACACUACAGCUGACGUCAACCUGCCUUCCCAGGAGGCUUUGCAGUGCUCCUACAAGAAGUAAUGAGCUGCCGAAGCCACAGGUUACCCCAGAGAAUGAAUCUCUGCUGGAGAAUCUGAAUCUCAUGGGAGUUGAUGUGAAGAUGGCACGCCAGCGUCAGCCCGGGGUGCUUCGUAAAAUCUUCACUAAUGAGCAAGGUCUCGCUCAGUUUCUGCAAAGCAAAGGUGCCAGCCGCAAAGUAAUAGCUGGCAUCAUAUCCCGUUAUCCCCGUGCUAUCACCCGCUCAGUUGAACAUUUGGAACAGCGCUGGGAGCUGUGGAGAAACAUCUUCAAGUCUGAUGAAGAAAUUGUGAGCAUCCUGGAUCGUUCGCCUGAGUCUUUUUUCCGGUCCAGUGAUAAUGGGAACUUGGAAAAGAACAUAGCUUUUCUGACCUCGCUGGGACUGAACGCUAAAGACCUCCAUCGGCUGCUGACCACAGCUCCGCGGACAUUCUCUAACAGUUUGGAGCUCAACAGGCAGAUGGUGGAGUUUCUGGAAGACAUCUGUGUAGAGCUUGGUGGGACGAAUCCAGAGCAGUUUCCAAAAGCUGUCAUAUCCAGAAACCUUUAUAUUCUCAUUCGAAGCACUAAGAGAGUCAAGACAAACAUUGAUAUCCUGAGAGCUUCUCUUAAGUUGAGCAAUUCAGAACUACUUGCUCUUCUUCAAGGCCCUGGAGCAGAGAUACUGGACCUUUCCAAUGAAUAUCUGAAAAAUAAUUUUAACAGUCUCCAACAAAAGAUGGUUUUACUUGGCUGUCGGAGGGCUGACAUAAAAAAACUAAUCAUCAGCUAUCCAAUGGUUCUGUACAUUGGGCCAGACACGCUGAGCUCUAAACUAGACUGUCUUGUAAAAGGAGGAAUAACAAUGAAGCAGAUAGUGGAAAAGCCCAAAGUUUUAGACUACAGCACACAGAACAUUACAGGGCGACUAGAGGAGCUGCAGAGAGUGGGAUAUGACUUCCAGAAGAAUGGCAUCAACAUCCUGGACUCUAGCCGAAAGCGGUUUGUUGCUAAGAUAGAAAAACUUUGUGUCUCAACAGACGACUAGUCAUGGCUCAGUAGC